UAUAAAAGACUAAAUUGGGGUGUAAAAUUUACAAUUACACAGAAAAAGAAGAGAGUUCACCAUGGCUUCCAACAACUUCAAGUUUGAUUCGCAUUUAACGUUAGGUCAAUGUUCUCAUGAAAUUACUAACAAGGUUUGUGUCCAUCUAACACUAGGUAAGUGCCUCUGCACUUCAACAACAACCGAUGAGACACAACAAGUCAUCGAUUCAUCUACCAAAAAGAGGAAGCUUGUGAAACAAGCAACCAAUGAUGAAGAGAACAAGAAGAAGAAGAAGAAGAAGAUGAAGAGUACAAAGACAAGAAACGAUGAAGAGAGAAAGUGGGGUUACUCACUUGACUUGAUGCUAUACGAUGACCCUUGGAAGAUCAAGAAAGUGUUGGAAAAUAGUGAUCUUGGAAGUAAUAGUAGACUCAUGUUGAAUAAAAUGUCGGCUGAGGAUUUUGUUUUGCCUAUUUUGAAUUGUAAUACCGACGAUGAAAUUAAAGUUACAAUCUUGGAUAUUGACACUAACUCUUUUCACACUCUCAAAUUCAAGAAAUUGGCUUCUUCAAAAAGCUACAUUUUCAAGAGUGGUUGGAUCAAGAAAUUUGUACUUAGAAGAGAUUUAAAGAAAGGAGAUGAGAUUGGUUUUCAUUGGGAUCAAUACAACAACCGAUUUAAUUUCACUGUUUUUAAGGUCUAUGGAAAUAGACCCUAG
Messenger RNA from Cicer arietinum (chickpea), 700 nucleotides. The record is from RefSeq and is a predicted model, not a curated record. Lineage: Eukaryota; Viridiplantae; Streptophyta; Magnoliopsida; Fabales; Fabaceae.